AUGUGGUCUAAUCUGUUUGUUCGUUCUACUAAUUCACCGUUCUUUAAGAAUGACGUAUACCUUAUAGCCACCCACGGUCUACUGACAGGAAAUGCGGCAGAGAAGAUAGAGCAGAGUCUAUUGGAUGAGGUGGUAGUUACCAAUACGGUACCCCACGAGGUGCAGAAGAUGCAGUGCCACAAGAUCCGUACUGUGGAUAUUUCGUCUCUGCUGGCUGAGGCCAUCCGACGUAUACACAACGGCGAGUCCAUGUCCUACCUCUUCAUGAAUGUCUCAAAAAAGGACUGA
This is a messenger RNA of Hydatigera taeniaeformis, 288 nucleotides long. The record is from the annotation of a GenBank genome assembly. Lineage: Eukaryota; Metazoa; Platyhelminthes; Cestoda; Cyclophyllidea; Taeniidae.